AUGUCUAUGGCGGCAACAAUGACGUCCGUAGGAGAGGCCAGUAACGAUGCCCCUCAUCCUAGGGGUGGUUGGGCCAGUAGCAAUGCCGAGUUCACAAGGGAGAUGAAGAUUCCUCAGAGGGCAGUUGGUAAAGCAAUUGGUCGAGGAGGGGAGACUAUAAAGAGAUUAAAGGAGGAGUUCAGCACGUUUGUCCAAGUUGAUCAGACUACUUCCGAGCAGGGUUUCAGCACUUUCAAGCUCAGUACCGCUACCGCUGAAUCGGUUGAAGCCGCAGUUGCCCAUUUAAAGGGAGUCGUCCUAUCCUGUGAACCGUGUGAGUGUAUAUACGUAGAUGAUGUUGAGGGUGCAGUUGAAGUACCUGCUGAUAAGGUUGGGACCGUCAUCGGGCCACAGGGCUGCGUAUUGGAUGAAAUUCGCCGUCGUAGCGGUUGUAGGGUGCAACUCCAACCAGUCGACGUAGAAGAUGGAACAAGUCCCCGUUCGGCGAAGAUUGUUGGCACGGCUGAUGCGGUUCGUGUUUGUGCAGACCUCCUCAAUGACGUUAUUAACGGUACUUUCGACGUUGGCUCGGUGAUCAAUCGCCAGAAGGCCCAUAACCAACGUUUUAAGGCUGGUGCUCUGGGCGGUGGUAAAGGCAAAGGGAAAGGAAAAGGUGGUGGUGGUGGCUAUUGGAACCCUAAUAGCUCACCGCGGGCUGCUGCCGCCGCGGCGGCAUCUGGUAGAGGGGUGGCUUGA
Messenger RNA from Perkinsus marinus ATCC 50983, 735 nucleotides. RefSeq lists its product as hypothetical. The coding region runs from base 1 to 735 and encodes 244 amino acids. Gene Ontology annotation, biological process: regulation of gene expression. The transcript is spliced from 5 exons. NCBI's taxonomy places the organism in Eukaryota, Perkinsozoa, Perkinsida, Perkinsidae. The record is from RefSeq and is a predicted model, not a curated record. Gene Ontology annotation, cellular component: cytoplasm; nucleus. Gene Ontology annotation, molecular function: mRNA binding.